Nezara viridula (southern green stink bug) is the source of this 1002-nucleotide messenger RNA. The record is from the annotation of a GenBank genome assembly. NCBI's taxonomy places the organism in Eukaryota, Metazoa, Arthropoda, Insecta, Hemiptera, Pentatomidae.
AUGUCUCAUAUGAUGGAUUCUAUUGAAAACGGACUGAGGACUUUGCUGAAAGGUUCCUCAAUCGAUGACAGUGCUGAACUUUGUGAUUUUACCUUAUCAGGACAAAAUGAAGCCACAGCUGCAAAAGGAGUAACGCCAAUAACACCCUCAGAUUUUGUUCCUGUUGUGAAAGAUACAGUGACGUAUAUUGCACUAGCAGUGUUGUUUAAUAAUGAAGGUGAUGUGUUGCUCAUGCAGGAAGCUAAAAGAUCAUGUGCCGGACAGUGGUAUCUUCCAGCUGGCAGAAUGGAACCUGGUGAAAGUAUAGAGGAAGCUGUGAAGCGUGAAGUUUUAGAAGAAACAGGUCUGUACAUGAAGCCUACAACUCUGAUUAUGGUUGAAUGUGCAAGCAAAGCCUGGUUUCGAUUCGUAUUAACAGGAGAAGUGACUGGUGGUGAGUUGAAAACUCCCGCUCAGGCCGAUUCUGAAUCUCUUCAAGCAAAAUGGGUUAAAGAUAUACGAGAGAUGAGUCUGAGAUCAAAUGAUAUACUUCCUCUGAUAGAAAGAGCAAGAGCCUAUUAUAACACCGAUGAACCUCAGCAUUCACACAUUUUACCAGCACUUCGAUCACACGAAAAACUUAUUUUAAGGCUCGUUGUUUGUAUUAAACAGAGAAGCAGCAAUAGGGUGCAUAUACUUCUCUCUGAAAAAACUGAAGUCCAUUUUCCUCUUUGUGAAAUUAAUCAACAAAAAAAUUUACAUUCUACUCUGAGGAAGUUUAUGGUGGAAAUAUUUGGAGCAGAUGUACCGCCCCAUAAACCACAUGGCCUCCUGAAUAUUGAACACUCCGGGACUGGUCCCGAUGGGCUAUGUCUGACAGUACUGGUGUCCUUCAGAGUUCCAUUGGAAGAUGUAUUCCCUAUUGAUAAGUACACUUGGUUCAUGCUGAGCAAAGAGCUUGGAGAUCAACUUUUAGAAAGGCUUCCUAAAAAUAUGACUAUACCAUUGAAUGUUAUUCGUUAA